Messenger RNA from Quercus lobata, 538 nucleotides. Its product is annotated as 16 kDa phloem protein 1-like. The coding region runs from base 1 to 417 and encodes 138 amino acids. The record is from RefSeq and is a predicted model, not a curated record. NCBI's taxonomy places the organism in Eukaryota, Viridiplantae, Streptophyta, Magnoliopsida, Fagales, Fagaceae. The transcript has 4 exons.
AUGGCAAGUGGAAUUCUGGAGGUUGUGCUGGUUGAUUGCAAAGGCAUUCGAGAGAAAGAAUUCUUGGUGAAAAUGAAUCCAUACGUUGUGAUUCGAUAUGGAAAUCAAGAGUGUAAGAGCAGCGUGGCUGGAGGGGAAGGAAAGAAACCAGUAUGGAACGAGAAAUUUACGUUCAACGCUGAGUACCCGGGUGGUGAAGAUCACAAAUAUAAGCUUACUUUUCAUAUCAUGGACAAGCACAAGAUCUCUGAUGAUGUUUUUGUUGGCGAAACCAUAAUAUAUGUUAAGGAUGUUGUGUCGCUAGGGGUGGAAACGGGAAAGGCUGAACUUCGUCGAGGCAAGUAUAGGGUUGUCCUUCCUGACAAGACUUAUGCCGGAGAGAUUUGUGUUGCAGUAAAUUUCACUUCAAAUGUCUAACUAAAUUUAUUUACGAUAAUGCUACAUAUGCAAACUUAUUGCGGAGACACUUUUUGAUUGGCGCAAUAUUAUUUUUAUUAAGACGGCUUCUACUAUCAUCAAUAUUAUUGUAUACCAAUCA